Leptosia nina is the source of this 849-nucleotide messenger RNA. Lineage: Eukaryota; Metazoa; Arthropoda; Insecta; Lepidoptera; Pieridae. The record is from the annotation of a GenBank genome assembly.
AUGAGUAUGGAAAUUAAGCAUGAAACAAAUCUAGGUACUGAACCUUGUGUGGUGGCUUGGCAUAAAAACUUAUUUAUCGGCACAGAAUGCGGAUCUGUGAUUUGCUUGAACGAAGACCUUUCUCCAGUAACAAAGUGGUCAGCGCAUGAAGUACAAAUAUUUGCUAUAGCAGCGAACGAAACAAAUGUAUAUACUUCAUCGAAUGAUGGUUUAUUAAAGGUUUGGACAACAAAAGGCGAAAAAGUAACUGAGAUACCGACUUCCGGUGCUGAUAUAGGUGCCUUAUUUAUAUUGGAUAAAGAGUUAUAUACUGGAGAUGAAGGCGGAAAUGUACUCGUAUAUCAAAACAAUAAUUUGAAAGCUUCUUUCAAUGUGUUAGAGGAAGUGAAGGAUGUCGUAGUAAAGCCCCCAUACAUGUUUACUGCACGAGAUCUAUAUGUUACAGUUACUGAAAUCAAACCUGACCAAUCUAAGGAUCGCUUUGUCACACGCCAUGUUAUGGAAGGGCGGGCGCCAAUGAGGAUACUGAAUCAAUCACGUCUCUUGGUCAUGGCAAGAGGAGCAAACAAUUUACAACUACACGACUUAUCUGUGGACUCUAAGUUCAAGAAACUACACGAAGUAAAGGUGAGCGACAUGAUUGUUACAAGUCUAACAACAAGUGGAGAUUAUGCGUGGACGGGUGGUUGGGACGGCUGUGUACGCUGCUGGAAAAUAUCUGCAGAUAAAAUUGAAGCCGUGGGGGACUUAAAACUUGGAGCUUGCAUAAAUGCCUUAGUGGCAUCUUCACUUAAUAGUGUUUACACACUUCUUACUGGUGGUCGUGUUAUCCUAAUAAAAACUGCAUAA